Helianthus annuus (common sunflower) is the source of this 2757-nucleotide messenger RNA. Its product is annotated as HBS1-like protein. The transcript is spliced from 13 exons. The record is from RefSeq and is a predicted model, not a curated record. Bases 332 to 2527 code for a protein of 731 amino acids. Lineage: Eukaryota; Viridiplantae; Streptophyta; Magnoliopsida; Asterales; Asteraceae. Gene Ontology annotation, biological process: translation. Gene Ontology annotation, molecular function: GTPase activity; GTP binding.
UUAAGUUGAAGUUAAGAUUAUUCCGGAAAGAAACUAUAAAGUGAAGCCAAACGUUUGCAACCCUCGUCGAUCAUCCGAUACAAAAUCCACCAACUUCCACACUCCAGAUUGCUUCAUCAUAACCCACAGCUUCUCUCGCAAUCAACUCACCACACUGAAUUUAAUCUUUUACUGGGUGGCAAAACGGACAUGAAGUAGGAAAGCAUUCCUUUGGCAGGUUACGUCGUCAAAUUCUUUUGGCAUAUUAGCAUCGUGUUGGUCUCGUAAAAUCAUAUGGGAAUGAUUUGGAUGCUGUUAUAAUUUUGAUUAAGUGUACAGCAAGCUCAAGAAAAUGCCUCGCAAAGUGACAUAUGGAGUUGAUUUCGAUGACGACUAUGAUAUUUAUGAUGAUUACAAUGAGGACAAUUACGAUUACAAUUAUGGCAACGGUACAGAUGAUCAUAACACUGCCUGGGACUCUGUUGAAGUAAAACAUGAAGUUAAACAAGAAGUCGCUCGGCAAAAUGUUUGGCGCUGCCCCAUAUGUACAUUUGACAAUGAAGAAUAUCUGUCAUCGUGUGAUAUAUGUGGUGUCCUUCGCAACCCUUUGGUCAGAAGCAAUAACAAUGGCCAAUCAAGUACAGUUGGUGGCACAUGCAUGAAUUCCGGGGCAUCGAUGAUGGCAAAGUCUCUUUUUGCAUCGUUAGCGAACUUCCAACCACAUAAAGAUGCUUCUUCAACAAAAGACGACAAAUUUUCCCACUUGCGCGGAAGCAUUCGAGGCCAAUUUCAUGAUUUACAUAACACCUAUAUUUCUGAAAAACAUAACAAGGCUAACAUAGCCCCUUUCAAGUUUGAUAUCCCAUCUCCGGAUGAUGUGGUUUCUCUCGGAUUGAGAUCUUACAAAAUAGGUUCUAAAGUUGCACCCAACUUGAACAAACCGUCAACUUCUACUGCUCCUUCCAACAAAACAACAAACAAUGCCAACACUAGUACAAGUGCGAUACCUUCUGCCACGUCAGCACCGUCGAAUUCAAAGGUUAAAUCCGAUUACGUGGAGAACAGUCAUGCUUCCAAUGUCGAGGCACACACAUCCAACAAAACAACAAACAACCUUUCCAGUGAAUUGAACAGUUUGACCGUCACUGGCAAAUCUGGAAAUUCCAAAAUUCAUAACAAGGAAAAGAUACCAUCUCGUGUGGAAUAUAAACCUGAGAAGUGGAUGUUAGUUGACCAGACCGAUGAUUGUUUAACUCAGCUGAAUCUGGCUAUUGUUGGUCAUGUGGAUUCUGGAAAGUCAACACUCUCGGGAAGGCUGCUACACCUUCUGGGCCAAAUAUCUCAGAAACAAAUGCAUAAAUAUGAAAAGGAGGCUAAAUUACAGGGGAAAGGUUCUUUUGCGUAUGCAUGGGCGUUAGACGAGAGUGCCGAAGAAAGAGAAAGGGGAAUAACUAUGACAGUAGCAGUUGCCUACUUUAAUUCCAACAAGUACCAUGUCGUGAUACUUGAUUCACCGGGCCAUAAAGAUUUUGUUCCAAACAUGAUUUCGGGUGCAACACAAGCAGACGCAGCAAUUCUAGUUAUUGACGCAUCACUUGGUGCGUUUGAAGCGGGCAUCGCUAGUGCAGGUGGUCAAACACGGGAGCACGCACAGCUGAUUAGAAGCUUUGGGGUUGACCAAAUUAUUGUGUCUGUUAAUAAAAUGGACGCUGUUCAAUACUCGAAGGAUCGUUUUGAUACUAUUAAAUUGCAACUUGGAACGUUUCUUCGGUCUUGUAAUUUUAGAGAUUCGAAUGUGUCAUGGGUUCCGUUGAGUGCCAUGGAAAACCAAAAUUUGGUGGGACCCGCUUCUGAUGCACGGUUUUCCUGGUACAAGGGACCUAGUUUGUUGGAAGCUAUAGAUGCUCUUCAACCGCCUGCUAGAGAAUACUCGAAGCCUCUAUUAAUGCCCAUAUGUGAUGUCAUCAAACUUCCGUCUCAAGGUCAGGUAUCUGCGUGCGGGAAAUUAGAGGCGGGUGCCCUCCGUAAUGGAAGCAAGGUUCUUGUUCUGCCUUCGGGAGACGUUGGAACAGUGCGGUCACUAGAACGUGAUUCUCUGCCGUGUAGUGUUGCCAGAGCAGGAGACAAUGUAGCUGUUAGUCUACAAGGCGUUGAUGCUAGUAGUGUGAUGUCUGGUGGUGUGUUAUGUCACCCGGAUUUUCCGGUGGCAGUUAGCGAUCGUUUGGAGUUGAAAAUUCUUGUUUUGGAUGUCCAAACACCAAUAUUGAUUGGCUCACAGUUGGAGUUUCAUAUACACCAUGCAAAGGAAGUAGCAAAAGUUGCAAAGAUCGUGUCAUUGCUUGAUCCCAAAACGGGUAAAGUAACGAAGAAGUCACCACGAUGCUUGUUAGCCAAGCAAAGUGCUAUAGUUGAGGUGGUGCUUCAAGGAGAGGUUUGUGUGGAUGAGUUUUCAAGUAGUAGAGCACUUGGGAGGGUAUUUCUAAGAUCAUCAGGGACAACAGUUGCAGUUGGUGUUGUGACCCGAGUUAUAACAGCCGAGCCGAAUUAGUUUAUCAUAAACAAAAGUCGUUUUGAAUUUAUUUUUAGGUAAUUUAUCGAGUGUACAAUUUUGUAUCCAUUAGGCGGUCCCUGUUUCAUGAUAUGAAGAAUUGUUGGAUAUUUUUAUUUGUCGUGUUUUAUGUUUUGGUUCUUUUUUGUUUUUAUGCUUUGUAUCGAGAAUGUGUUUAUGUAGCUGGCAAAAUCAACCCGAACACCCAUUUCUGGGUCACAUUGGAUUAA